CUAUUCUUAGCUGCUGGCAACGUCGCAAAACGCCUCCAAACUGUAGUGUUCGGAAUUCACCAUUGCACCACGACCAGUCGACGAUACCAUUAUGUCUGCGACAACUGCAGCAAAGAAACCACCAGCGCCGGGUCGUGCCAACACCCCGACGACCCCAGGGGCCCCAAAUCGGAGUCCGUCCCGCGCUUCUACACCUGCAGCGUCGAGCAACGGUGUCGCUCGCACGAGAUCGAUCCGGAGUGGCAAUGGCACGCCCUUGUCUGCUCGCGCAUCCGUCAAGAAGCCCGGCGCUCCGUCGGGUCUGAGCCAGACCGCUUCCACAGUAUCGCAGGACGGUGCUGACGAGGAGGCUCGCGAGGAGACCGCGGCGCUCAUCCAUGAGUUGAAGGAGCGCCUCCAGAAGGCGGAGACGGCGUCUGAAGAGUACCAGAAGCAGAUUGAGGUCUUACAUGCGCGGCUGGACGAUGCGGUGAAGGACCAGGCUCGGCUCGAGGAGCAAGUGCAUGAGGAAGAAGAGAAAGUGGAGGGGUUGGAGAAUGGGAAGCGGGAGUCUAUAAGGCAGCAGCGGGAGCUAGAAGCCAUAUACGAGGCUGAGCGGGUGGCUUCCAUGAAGGAAAAGGAAGACGCACAAUCGAGGGAGGAAGCGUUGCACGAGACUAUCCAACGGCUAAAGGAAGCGGUUGCCAUGAAAGAUUUACGUUCUGGCGACGGAGAAGAAGGCCGCCUUUCGAGAACAUCGAGCUUCCGAAGCAAUUCUCGAAACAGCUCUUCUCACCAUCUAGAGAGCAGCGGCCAAUUUGCCCCUCCAGCGUCACUCCAGCGAAGCAACUCCAAGAACAACUCCAAGCUCAUACACCAGAAGGACAAGGUCAUAGAAGGACUCAGGCUGGAACUUGCGGAGGUUCAGAUUAAGCUAGUAGAGAUGGAGAAUCAGGGUGGAGGGCGUAUGCAAGAGCUUGAGAGGACUCUCCUGGAGACUCGCAUGACCAAUGCUCGCCUCAUGGAAGACAAUGAAAGCUUUCAGCUUUUACUAAGCGAGAAGACUCUGAACGGCGAUUUCACCAGGGACUUCAUGCGUCCAGCUACCAUCGAAGAUCGCGCUCCAUCACGGAACGGCCCUUCAACUAGUCUUGCGGACGAGUUAGAAUCGGCAGAUGGCGCAGAGGCCGAGGUCAUCCGUCGCCUCGAAUCAGAAGUCAACAGCGCAAAGGACCAGAACAAGGCUCUGACGCUCUAUAUCAAUAAGAUCAUCGAACGACUGCUCCAGCAUCAAGGCUUCGAGUCAAUUCUUAACAACACCGAUCUUGAGCCUGAUACGGGAGCUGGAGCCAUCAAUACGAACAAGGAGCUUCCGCCACCUCCUCCACCCAAGGAGGAGGCUCCAACACUCCUUCAACGAGCCAAAUCUGUUGCCAUUGGAGCCGGGCGAGCACGACCACGACCCGUCAGCCACAUGCCUCCGCCGAGUGCCCCUACUGUUACAGAGGACCCAAUGACAGCGCCCAGCAUCCCUCUCCAGCGGUCUCAGAGCUAUAGAAUGAGCAGCGGGAGCUAUCACCGCCGCAGCAACUCGGAUUGGGGCAACUCAGCAGCGUCUGUCGUCAAUAAUAUGCACCGUGCCCCACCACCAGUAUCCGGCCAAAUCAGCCCCGGCAUCGCGUCUCCUCGAAACUCGUUCUUCGGGUUCCCAGCAGCCGCCCCUCAAAACCAGAACGCCGCAGCAGCAGCUCGCAUUCCUUCAGGCCCUCAGAGUCGUGGUAGCAUUGACGAGUCACGGGCCAGCAACAACACCCUUGACAAUAUCAGCAAUGCCGACUCGGGCAUCAACAUUGAUACGCCAUCUCCACCUCGUAGCGUUGCGAGCUCCUUCGAUCGCCAAGCGGGAGGCGUCAUGACAGGAAACAAGAUGCGUCCGCUUCGGCUCGUACAAGAAACCGCCGAAGAAGAGGAAGCGCAGCGCCAAAAGCUCAAGGCAAACCGGACCAGCUGGAUCGGUGGCUGGUUCAACAAAGGGGGCGUCUCACCAGGCGACGAGAAUGUUGGAAACCCUAAUCAGUAAAUGAUAUUGCGGCUCAUGGAACGUAGCGAUUCUGCUUUACUUUCUAGACUGUGUUUCUACAUGUUUGGACUCUGAUGUCUGCCAUAAUGUUGGUUGGGUGCGAUAUGCCGGCUGGACAGGCGUUUCGGAUUGCACAUGUGGUUAUGGGAGUGGGACAGGUGUCGGCGGUGCAUUUUGCUCUGAUGUUCUCCCCUUCAGACUGCAGAGACUGUAGACAUGCGAUGAGCGCCUGUGGUGGCACACUGUCACUUAUAUCAAUGCUAUCGAUUUCAUCUGACCUUUACGCCCUAAGUUUGCUAUCAAAGUUCGACGUGGCGAAUCUGCUCAGGAACCAGUGUCGUUCAGACACCAAAAGGCACAAUGAAUACAGCGUCCCAACAGCGACCCGGAAAUAAGAAUUGGAGGUGGUCCGAUC
This is a messenger RNA of Mytilinidion resinicola, 2474 nucleotides long. RefSeq lists its product as uncharacterized. The record is from RefSeq and is a predicted model, not a curated record. Lineage: Eukaryota; Fungi; Ascomycota; Dothideomycetes; Mytilinidiales; Mytilinidiaceae. The transcript has 2 exons. Bases 92 to 2059 code for a protein of 655 amino acids.